This is a messenger RNA of Dermatophagoides pteronyssinus (European house dust mite), 519 nucleotides long. RefSeq names its product adenine phosphoribosyltransferase-like. The record is from RefSeq and is a predicted model, not a curated record. Lineage: Eukaryota; Metazoa; Arthropoda; Arachnida; Sarcoptiformes; Pyroglyphidae.
AUGGAUAGUCAAGACGAUAUCAACUAUUUCAUAAAAGAACUCGAGCUCCACGAAGAUUUUCCUAAAAAAGGAGUGAGGUUCAUUGACAUUAUGCCAAUUUUCAAAAAUAAAAGAUGUUUACACAUAUUAAUUGAGCAGUUCAAAAGUUUUAUUCCAAGAAAUACAAACGUUAUCAUAGCUCCAGAGCUACGAGGCUGUCUGAUUGCGACAUACGUAAGCUUUGCUUUGGACCUACCGCUUGUGGUAGCUAGAAAACCAAAGAAAUUGCCUGGAAAAUUAAUUACAGCAGAAUACAAGACAGAAUACAGCGUUGAUCAACUUCAGAUCAAAGACGGUGCCCUUAAAAAGGACGAUAACGUGUUCAUUAUUGACGAUGUCAUGGCAACGGGCGGUACUUUGCGCGCUUUGUUAAGCAUUAUAGAACAACUAGAAAGUACCUGUACCGGCAUUGGUGUAAUCACUAGAAUCGACAAAUUUUCAACUGACGACAUAACUGUUCCUGUUUACAAAAUGUUUUAA